Molecule: messenger RNA, 3405 nt
Organism: Fopius arisanus
Lineage: Eukaryota; Metazoa; Arthropoda; Insecta; Hymenoptera; Braconidae
Gene: mino
Product: glycerol-3-phosphate acyltransferase mino
Exons: 6
Coding region: 538-3132 (864 amino acids)
Biological process (GO): fatty acid metabolic process; glycerol-3-phosphate metabolic process; triglyceride biosynthetic process
Cellular component (GO): mitochondrial membrane
Molecular function (GO): glycerol-3-phosphate O-acyltransferase activity
Source: RefSeq, a predicted model, not a curated record
GGGAACGCCGAGGAAAGGCUGAGGGAAGGCUGAAGAGUGAGGCAACGACCCCUCAGUGGCUGCCUGCCAAUCAUCGAAAACCCCUCAUGAUCGGUCAGUCCAGUUGCUGAUAAGACCCCACGAGGGUGACAGUUGUGGUAGGCGUUGCAAAUAAAAACAAAACAAACGGAAAAUAUGGAGCUUUCAUUGGCUUGGAUGUAUCGAUGGGACGAGCACUAUUUUUCAUUGUAAAAGAAAAUAACUGUCGGAUGGUUUUAUCGAAUCGAGUUCAGUUGCAAGUGGUUAUUGACAGUGGACUCAGUUAGGUGAGACCACUGUCCUCAUGUUCCUGCUAUUAUUGUUUUUUUUUCAUUUUUAGAAAAAUUAUUUAAUCCGCAUGGACUAGGUGCUAUCAAUCACCGAACAAUUACUCCUGCGAGUAUUGAACAUGUGUUUUUGAGGAUUUUUAUGAAUUUUUUAAACACUCAUUUUAUACUGAGUCAGUGGAGAAGUUCGAUGAAGUGAUUUUUAUUGUUGAGGCUUUCAUUGUAUCGCAACAUGACUGGACUCAUUGAGAUAUUUUUGUUCUGCGGUGUUCUCUACUACUUCUAUAAUACAAGAGGCAGUAAUAUGGUAGAUGUCCUGUCCACUCGACUUCAGGAAGUCUAUGCCAAGUGGGAGGCACGCACAGACGUCCAGAGGGACACGGAUGACAGCCUAUCAAGACUCUCAUUGGAUGGCUUGAGACGAGCUGGCACCCAGAACCAAAGAAAGCGCCUCCAGAUUCGCGAGCAGGCUCGUAAAAUUCGUUCGAAUUCACUCGUCAAAAUAAAAGAGACUGAACUACUAAUCCCCACAAUAUCAAAAACCACAACGAUAGCAUAUCAAUGCUGUACAACAUGCACACUUGGAUCACGAGACUCAUUCGCCAGUAUCGCAACAAAGCAAUUGCAGUCAAGCGGAAGGAACAUGCUCCUGAUUGACCCGGGGCCAUCUCUCUUCUCCAAGAUCUUCAAUGACAUAUCUUUCAUCUACAAUAUCAAGAAAUACGAGUAUCCCAGGGUCACCCAGACAGUCCUGAAUGACGAGAGAUUGAAAGAAGCGAUUCACCUGACAGCAGCUGAAGCGAGUGAGGAGCAUGGAGUCCCUGAGAGAGAGGCCCUCCAGGAUGCCGAAAAACGUGCGAGAGAAAUUCUAAAUCGCAUGGAGAGCACAAUAAGUGACACUCUUCUUCGAAUAACAGCCUGGGUGCUGUACAAGCUCAUUCCGUUUUUCAUAAAAUCACUGGUGAUCCAACAAUCGCAAGUAGAAAUGCUGCAGAAAGCAGACAGCACAGGAUUGCCCCUGGUUAUCAUCCCCCUCCACAGGAGUCACCUGGAUUACAUAAUGAUGACCCUCUUCACGUACACCAAUAACAUCAGGAGUUGCUUGAUAGCAGCUGGUGACAACCUGAGGAUUCCUUUCUUUGGGAGAAUUCUCAAUGGUCUCGGUGCUUACUACAUCAAGAGGAGGAUCGAUCCAGUUCUGGGGAAGAAGGAUAUCCUAUAUCGUGCCACACUCCAGACUUAUGUGAUGGAGAGUCUUCGAGCUGGACACAACGCUGAAUUCUUCAUCGAGGGGGGCAGAACGAGAACUGGAAAGCCAUGUUUACCGAAGGCGGGGAUACUCAGCAUCAUCGUCGAGGCGUAUCUCGAUGGGACAAUCGAGGACGCCCUGGUGGUGCCAGCCUCGGUGAAUUACGAACGUCUGGCUGAUGGGAAUUUUAUCAGGGAGCAACUCGGCCAGCCCAAGAAGAUGGAGAGCUUUGGCAACGCCAUUCGGGCUAUCUGGUCCACCAUUCGGGGAAAUUAUGGCAUUGUCAAGUUGAAUUUCUGCGAGCCAUUCUCACUCAAGGAGAUGAUCAGGUCUAUUGAGCUCCAGCUAGCCAAGCAAGCGGGCUCUACUGGGAAACCUGUGGAGAAGGUCCUCAGGAAUACCAUGUCCACUUCUUCUUUGUUUGGGACUGAUGUCAUGGAUGAUGAGCACAGGCAGCUCGUCGAGUUUAUAGGGCGUCAUAUAGUUUAUGAUGGAGGAAAAGCCACUCCUAUCAUGUCGACGAAUCUUGUGGCGUUUAUUCUCUUAAAUAAGUACCGAGACGGUUGCACGUUGGACGAGCUGGUGGAUAUCUUCACGUCCUUGAGGCGCGAGUUGGAGGCUGCAAACAAGGAUCUUGCCUUCUGUGGUGAGAGUUUAGAUAUAAUAAAUCACGCAUUGGCAAUUCUGGGUCCUGGCCUGGUGAAACAGCAGCGACAGGAGGUGACGAGGAAGCUCGAGGGCCAGCCGGUGAAGAAGGAGUUCGUUACGGUAAUAAAUCCAAUCUCUAUUCUUCCAAAUGUCAUUGAGCUGGCGUACUACAGUAAUGGAAUGAUGAGCCACUUUAUUAUGGAAAGUAUCGUGGUGUCCGCGCUGUAUGCCACCUUGAAGACCGAGAUAAACGAUCCAAAGGCCAUCGCAGAGAAUGACUUAACAGUAUUCCAGAGUAGUCUCAUUGAGAAAUCACUCAAGCUCUGUGAUAUCCUCAAGUACGAGUUCAUUUAUUGUCAACCCUGUCAGGACCUGGAGGCAACGAUUAUCGAUACAAUUCAAUAUCUGAUACACACUGGAAUUAUCAGACACUGCGAGGAGGGUCUUCUUGAGGAGGAGCAGUGGAGUAGAAGGUUCGCUAGAACUUUCGAUGACAGCUCCGAUGAAGAGGCUGCUGCUGUUUUUGCAAGUAGAAAAAUCAGGUACAAACUCAAUUUGGAGGCGGAAUCGUCCAGGAGGAUGGAGUUCCUUCACACCGUCCUCAGACCGCUCAUUGAUACUUAUACAUUCAGUGCCUUCACGUUGAAGAAAAUUGUGGGGAGAUCCCUCACUGAGAGGGACCUCGUGCAAGAGAUUUUCGUUGAGAUUAAGACUAAUCUUGAUAGGGGUAUUGUUAAUUAUGGGGAAAGUUUAAGUGUAGAUACAAUAAAAAAUGCUAUAAAAACGUUUGAAAAGUGGAACGUGCUGGAGUGCCAUCCACAUGAGAACACGAAACUUUAUUACCUCAGGGAUGAGUACGACAAUGAUGCAGCGACGAAUGAGGUCUUCGAGAUCAUCGAUACAUUCAAAUGGACGAGAAACGUCAAUUGAAGAGUUUCACCCGUUCACAUACAUUAAAACGUGUAAAUAUUGAUAAUAAGUGUUAAGAAUAAUAGCGAUUGAAGAGAAGACCGAACGUGCCAAAUGAAAGCUGUCCAUUAGGUUUUUAUAUCCAAAAAGUUGUGGAAAUUAUUUUGAAUAUUUUGAAAUUUAGAAUUUAUUUAGUUUAAUAGCUGAAUUUGGAUGGAAAUAAUUUUUGUUAUGAUUGAAUGGAUGUAGGUUAAUUUGGAAAUGAUGAGGGAGAUUAAAGUGUUAUUUCAUUAA